AUGGAAAAAGAAUUAGAAUCAUUACGUGCUGAACAUGCACGUCUUUCUGCUGCUUUAAAAGAAGCAACAGCAGAAAAAAUUCAAGCAGCACAAGUUGGUUUAAAAACUGUUGAGGAGAAAGAAAAAGUUGAGUUAAGAUUAACACAAUUGGAAGAGAAACAUCAAUUAACUGUAAUGGAACUUGAAAAUACUAAACAACAAUUACAAAAUUUUAGAGAAGAAAGAAGUCGUGCUACAUUGUCAGGUAUUAGUGAGGAAGAAACAUUACUAAAAGAGACGUCAUCAAGAGAGAGUGCUCUUAAAGAAACUAUAGCUAAUUUGGAGAAUGAAAAGAAAAAUUUAAUUAUUGAAAUAAAAAAUUUAUCUGAUGAAAAUAAAAGAUUAAACCAGUUGUAUACAGAAUCUAUUGAAAAAUGUGAUCAAUUAGAAGCUCAAAAAAAGAAAUAUCAUAAUGAGUUAAAAGAAGUUAAAGUUCGUGAACAACAAUUAUCAGCUGAUGUUAAUGAAUUAGAGGAAGAAAAUAUUUCACUUCAAAAACAAAUAUCAUCUCUUAAACUUAGUCAAGUUGGUUUUGAAUCAGCUAAGAUGGAAGUUAAAAGACUUGCUGAAGAGGUUGAAGAUUAUCAAAUAGCAAUUGAUGAAGCUAAUAAUCUUCAUUUACUUGUCCAGAAACAAUUAGAAGAAGCCCUACAACAAGCGCAACAGGAACGUGAGCAAAAAUUAAGUUACAAGAAUGAGUUAGAAUUUUUAAAAAUGUCUGAACAUAAAAAUCACUUAGAUAUGUUACUUGAGAUGCAUGACCAACCAGGAAAUAAUGUUUCUGCAUUAAAUAGAUUUGAAUUAUCAUAUACAGAACCAGGUGGUGAAGAUAAUUUAGGAAGACAAUUAAUGGGUACUGGUAAUGAUUUAUUUUCAGAAAUAAGUAAUGAUGCUAAUAAAAAAGUACAACAACUUGAAACAAAAUUAGAAGAACAAAAAAAAUCUAUAAAUGAUAUGAAAAAAGCUUAUGUUAGAGCUAUUCUACCCGUUUUAAAAGAAUUAAAUGUUUCAAGUGCAUCAGAAAAUAUUGACUUAGAUUAUUUACAAGAAUUAUGUCAUAAUGCUGUUAGUCGUUUAAAUGAUGUUAAUACAGCUAAAAAUGCAGAAAAAGAUUUGGAGAAAAAAUUAGAACAAAUAAAAAAUAAUGUUAGAGAAGUUAUAUUAUUUGGUGGUAAAAAAUAUGCUGAAUGUGUUUUUGCAAAAGAUUUAUUAAUUUCUUUUGGUAAACAAAUGAAUUCACUUUAUAAAAAUCUUGUUGGUGAUCAAGAAUUAGAAUCAAAUAAACAUGUUCAAGAAAUAACUAAUAAAUUAUGUAAUCUUGGAUAUUCUGAUUAUACAGAAAAUGGUAAAAAGCAAAGAAAAAAUAAAGAUAUUAAGGAUGGUGAAGAAGAAGAGGAACAAGGAAUUCAAACAGAAGAACAAACACAAAUUGUUAAACCAUUAAAAUCUAAAUUAUAUCUUCAGGAGGUUGAAAAAGUUCUUGGUGGUAAAGAACAAUUAGGUACAUUUAUUAAUGAAAAAGAUUGUCAAGAAGAUUUUGUCUUUGGAACAGAUGAAUCAUUUUCUAAAGUAAUGGAAUAUACACAAGAUUUAGUUAAGAUAGCAACAAGAACAGCUCUUAAUUCAGUUAAUUCUAAAACAAAAAUAGAAGAUACAGAUUUGAAAGAGAUUAUCUCUCAAAAUAUGAAAUUAAAAUCUCAACUGGCAACAAAGAGAGAACAAAUAGUAACAUUAAGAACAGUUUUAAAAUCUAAUAAGACAACUGCUGAGUCGGCAAUAGCAUCAUUAAAAGAAAAAUAUGAUACUGAAAAAGCUAUUUCACAUGAAAUAAUUAAUCGACUUCGUAAAGAACUUAAAAUAUUGAAAGAAGAAGCCGCUACAUUUGCAUCCCAUCGUGCUAUGUUCCAUUCUAAGAAUGAAGAAUUAAAGGAAGAAUUAAAGAGCGCUCGAGAAAUGCAACGAAUGGCUGAAGAGGAAAAGAAAACAGUUAGUGCAUUACUUCGUAUGGCAAUUACACAAAAAUUGGAAGCUAAACAACGUCUUGAAAAUAUGGAAAUUGAUAGAGAAAGGCAAUCAUUUAAAAGAGAAAGAGGUAAUAAAUCAUUUAAAUCACCUAAUACAGGUGCACAAGAAAACAAAGAAGUAAAAACUGUAAGAUAUCCAACUUCUAACAAUUCAACACCAAGAAGUGGAAAGUAA
This is a messenger RNA of Strongyloides ratti, 2238 nucleotides long. Its product is annotated as Protein bicaudal D. The coding region runs from base 1 to 2238 and encodes 745 amino acids. Gene Ontology annotation, cellular component: cytosol; Golgi apparatus. The record is from RefSeq and is a predicted model, not a curated record. Gene Ontology annotation, molecular function: cytoskeletal adaptor activity; dynein complex binding; dynactin binding. NCBI's taxonomy places the organism in Eukaryota, Metazoa, Nematoda, Chromadorea, Rhabditida, Strongyloididae. Gene Ontology annotation, biological process: microtubule anchoring at microtubule organizing center; protein localization to organelle; regulation of microtubule cytoskeleton organization. The transcript has a single exon.